UAAGUCUACAGGUAUCACAUAACUACUUUAGUUGCUCUCAUCUAUUAGUAAAAUUUAAGGUUACUACAAUUUUUUUAAAAUGAAAACUAUUAUUAUACAUUUAAAUAUUAUAUUAUUUAUUGUAUGCUUCUUCAAAGAGUCGUCAGAAAAAUCAGUUACACUUGGCUUAAAUGAAGGCGAUAUAUGCAAAAAAGGCGAUGAAUUGAAUUCAAAUAACUUAUGUAAGAGUACUGAAAACUGCGAAUCCUUGAAAAUGAUGAUUGCAGAUGGAAUAUAUCCUGAUUUGUGUUCGUUUGAUGAACAAAAUCCAAUAUUUUGUUGUCCACCGACUAUUCGAAGAAUAAAAAUUUUAAAUAAUUCGAUUAAUGAAAUACCGAGCAUUGUUAACGAAAAGUGUCAGGAGUAUUCUAAGUUAAUGAAAAAGUUUAAAAUAGAAGAUACUAAUUUGACUGCAAAGUUAACAGAGUUUACAACAGAGUCCGGAUUUACAAAGAAAUACACUUACCCGUUUUCAAUGGACUGUGAAGCAGAUUUAAAAUCAUCAGUAACGAGUAUUGUCAUAGAAAAAUACCAAAAAGUUACUAAAAAAUCACGUUACACGAAAGUUAUUUCAAAAAAUAUUCCAUUGGCUAAACCAAAAGAAUACCCACACAUGGCGAUAAUUGGAUUUGGUGAGAAGCUGGAAGAUAGUUCGUGGGGUUGCGGAGGUUCACUGAUUAGUGAAAGAUGGAUAUUAUCAGCUGCGCAUUGUGAAAAAUUGAAAGGGCAUAAUGUUAUAAAAAUGGCACGUUGGGCUCGAUUAGGAGAUUUAAACAUAAUCUUGACUACAGACGACGCUCGACCGAAAGACUAUCGAAUUGUGCGACACGUCAUACAUCCAUGUUUUAAACCACCUUCGAAUUACAACGAUAUAGCUCUGUUCCAGUUGGAAAAAAACGUCGAGUUCUCCGAGUACGUAAUGCCGAUCUGUCUUAAUUCAAAUCCGUCUUUAGAACCUCAAAUGCAAGUAGCUACUAGUUGGGGUAAACCUUCUUACGAAUCUGUUUCAAUGAGUCAUGAUUUGUUAAAAGUAGAACUGAAUAUCGUCUCCGGGAGUGUUUGCAAUGAUAGUUAUGGCAUUUCAAAUGCACUGUUAAAAUACGGCAUAUUAAACGACAGAAUGAUUUGUGCGACUCCACUAGAAGGCACUAUCGACGUUUCUGCGGGAGAUUCUGGCGGUCCGCUUCAAUAUAAACACAACGGAUCAAUCAUACAUACCCAAUACGGAAUAAUAUCAUUUGGAACAAAUUUUGGAGAUGAUCCCGUAGUGUAUACUAGAGUAUCAAAAUAUAUUUCUUGGAUUGAAAGUAUCGUCUGGUCUUUUUAUUUAAAAAUGAGAAAUAAUAUUUUUUUUAAAAAUUCAAUAUUAAAAAUUACAUUAAUCGCUUUAUGCAUUUUCAACGCAUCAUCACAAGUGAUAAAAAAUCUUGGGUUGAACGAAGGUGAUAAAUGUCGUACAGCUCAAAGAUCAAAUGAAGAUUAUGUGUGUACUAGUGCAAGAGAUUGUAAAGCUUUUAAAGAAAGUAUUAUAACUCGUAAUUAUCUUGAUGUAUGCGAGUUCAUUGGUUUAGAACCGAUAGUUUGUUGUCCGGCUAAUAAACAGUUAACUGAAAUACCUACAGCAAUUAAUAGUGGAAAUUCAACAACUGCCGAUGAAAAAUGCAAUCAAUAUUUUCAAUUGGUACCAAAUAAGUUUGGAAUUGCAGCUGUUGGUGGUACACCGGUUAAAACAAAAGAGUUUCCACACAUGGCGUUAAUAGGAUAUGGUGACACCACAAAAUAUGGAGAUGAUUGGAGAUGCGGAGGUUCGCUGAUUAGCGAAAGGUGGAUAUUGACAGCAGCACAUUGUCAGCAAUUUGGUUCUUCGAAUAUGGCUCGAUGGGUCCGACUCGGUGUUAUAGACAGAGUCGUUAAAGAAGACAGUGUAGUUCAGCCUAAGGACUAUCGAAUAGUGCAGCAUGUUAUACAUCCCGGUUAUAAACCACCUUCGCUUUACAACGAUAUAGCUCUGUUCCGGUUGGAAAGGAAUGUAGAAUUUUCUGAUGCAGUGCGACCAAUUUGUCUUAACUCGGAUCCGUCUAUUACACCUUUAAAACAGAUAUUAACUGGUUGGGGUAGAAUUUCAACAGCUGGGCCAGUAAGUGACAAUUUGUUAAAAGUAGAAUUGGAUAUUUACCCAAUAAACCAGUGCAACGAAAGUUAUUUUUCAAAUAAUAAUCCAAAAUUAAAAUUUGGCAUAUUACCUGAUAGUAUGAUAUGCGCGGGUUCGUUUGAUGGCGAAAAAGACAGUUGUUCGGGUGAUUCAGGAGGUCCACUUCAAUUAGAACAUGAAUUCUAUAAGAAUAUGUAUACUCAAUACGGGAUUACAUCGUUUGGGAAAUUGUGUGCUGACAAGGAUACCCCCGGAAUUUAUACUAAAGUAGCUAAUUACAUUACAUGGAUCGAAAAAAUAGCGUUUUCAAACAACUGAGAAUAUUCAAUAAAAGUUAAUAAAAUUAAAGAAUAAAAUAAAUACAAUA
This is a messenger RNA of Rhopalosiphum padi (bird cherry-oat aphid), 2558 nucleotides long. RefSeq lists its product as uncharacterized. The transcript is spliced from 15 exons. Gene Ontology annotation, biological process: proteolysis. The record is from RefSeq and is a predicted model, not a curated record. The coding region runs from base 80 to 2509 and encodes 809 amino acids. Lineage: Eukaryota; Metazoa; Arthropoda; Insecta; Hemiptera; Aphididae. Gene Ontology annotation, molecular function: serine-type endopeptidase activity.